Molecule: messenger RNA, 555 nt
Organism: Saccharomyces eubayanus
Lineage: Eukaryota; Fungi; Ascomycota; Saccharomycetes; Saccharomycetales; Saccharomycetaceae
Gene: JAC1
Product: J-type chaperone JAC1
Exons: 1
Coding region: 1-555 (184 amino acids)
Biological process (GO): [2Fe-2S] cluster assembly; protein complex oligomerization
Cellular component (GO): mitochondrion
Molecular function (GO): protein-folding chaperone binding; ATPase activator activity
Source: RefSeq, a predicted model, not a curated record
AUGUUAAAGUACUCGAUUCAACGAAGACUCGUCUCUACAUUUUACGAACUAUUCCCCAAGACCUUCCCCAAGAAACUGCCAAUUUGGACCAUAGAUCAAUCCAAAUUAAGGAAGGAAUACAGGCAGUUGCAAGCACAACACCACCCGGACAUGGCUCAGCAAGGUAGCGAGCAGUCUUCCACGCUUAACCAGGCCUACCAUACACUCAAGGACCCCCUCAGAAGGUCGCAAUACAUGCUCAAACUCUUGCGCAACAUCGAUUUGACACAAGAGCAGACCUCACAUGAAGUGACCAAGAGUGAUCCGCAGCUCUUGUUGGAAGUGCUAGACGUUCAUGACGAGUUGUCCCAGAUGAACGACGAGGCUGGCGUGAAGCAGCUGGCACAGGAAAACAAACAGAGGAUUCAGGAUAUUGAAACACGAUUGGAGCAAUGCUACCGUGACAAGAAUUACGCUGCUGCAGUGAAAUUGACCGUGGAGCUGAAAUACUGGUCCAACUUGGCAAAGGCCUUCAAGGACUGGGUACCAGGACAACCAUUAGAAUUGAAUCAUUAG